CACACUCACACACACACACACACACAUACACACAUACACACGCAACAGCGUCUCACUUGCUGCUCUUCCUCUGCUGCAGCAUGUAGAACCGACCUAUGCUGACAGGCUCCAGCGAACCAGUCAUGAUCCAGCCCUCAAUCUGCCAGGUCACACCGCCCGGCCCCCCUCCCUCUCCAGCCCCUCCGUCGCUGUCGUCAGCUGCUGAUGACAUCGGUGCGGCGCUCACUUUGCCGAAAUAGUACUGGUCGGCGUUCAUAUUGGUGCCCUGGCUCUUCAUCCUCGAUACCUGACAGACAGACCACCCAUAUCACACACACACACACACACACACACACAGAGAGAGAGAGAGAGAGAGAGAGAGCCGGUCGACCUCAGUCCCUGUGCGUGUCCAUCUCCCUGGUACUCACCUUCAGCCAGACUUUGCGGUCGUCAUCGGUGCCGAGUAUCCUCUCAUGUGACGUCAGGUGGGGCCAGCCCAACACCCAGGAGCCUCGCAGCACUUUCCUCAGGGGCGGCCUCGACCCAUCAGGCGGCACAUCGGUGGCCAUGGGAUCUGCGAGUGGGACAGCCUCGAAGGUGCCGUUGGAAUGGAGCUGCAUCGUGUAGAGGGCGGCGGAGGAUUCCCUCGACAGCCGCUCGUCUGACCGCCUCGUUAGCGUCCACAAACCUGAAGGACAGACACACACAUACUCAAUGCAUGCAUCGCAUCAAUCAGUGAGUCGGUGAGUUGGUUAUACCUGCCAGGCUGUCCCGGCUGAUCGCGGGCCUCAUUUGUUUCUCCAGCCGCCUCUUCAUCCAUUUCAGCCCCUCAGCUCCGCCAAAUUGCUGCGACGAGAGGAUCUUCUGCAUCGAGAAGUCACCCACGUAAGUCGGGUCCAUCGAUCCCGCCGACACGUAGCCGUCCACGCGACUCGUCUUCUCCGCCCCGUCGGGGAUGGGCCCCUCAAGAAGGUCAAAACCGAUCUGGUUGCUCAGAGAUCGGUCCACCCAGACGGACAGACGCUGACCGUCUGUGUCCCACUGCCCCGAUAGCUGAGCGGCCUCGCGGCGCCGCCUUGACAGAUAGCUCACGCUCUCCUCGUCUUCGCUCUCCGCCGUGGCCGCUGCGGGCCCAAUAGCCGCCGACCUCAGGCCGCCGAACUGAUUGAGGACCACAUAAAACUCUCUGCAAUCUCCCUCCACGAGUGUCCUGAGCCGCCAGGUGCCGCUCAGCAACCAAUGGUCCUCUGUCGGCACGAACUGGGUGCGGGAAUAAAGAGGUGGUGUCCUCAUCCACCGUCUUGGAAGGGCUGGCUGGAUAAAAGCUGAAAGAGCUGAUGCGCGUCCAUCAGGGUCUCUCAGAGCCCUCCAGCGAUGCAUGGUGCCGCCUGCUUCGCAGCAAAUGGAGCAAACGAGGCUCGCUACGAGAGGCGCCGAAGAUGACAAUGACAACAACAUGAUCACAGAUCUUGACAGAUGCUGAUCUUCACUGCAUGGCGCUCGCUGCAUGGAGCUUCCCC
Messenger RNA from Vitrella brassicaformis, 1499 nucleotides. NCBI's taxonomy places the organism in Eukaryota, Vitrellaceae. The record is from the annotation of a GenBank genome assembly.